This is a messenger RNA of Daucus carota subsp. sativus, 1089 nucleotides long. RefSeq names its product alkylated DNA repair protein ALKBH6 homolog. The transcript is spliced from 7 exons. Lineage: Eukaryota; Viridiplantae; Streptophyta; Magnoliopsida; Apiales; Apiaceae. The record is from RefSeq and is a predicted model, not a curated record. Gene Ontology annotation, cellular component: nucleus. Bases 96 to 887 code for a protein of 263 amino acids.
AACCAUCGUCAAGGAUUCAAGAAAUCUGAUCGAUCCUGAAGGACCUGAACACACACUAUUGAACAGUCGGCCAGUCGAAGGAUAAAGAAAAAUCAAUGGAAGUAGGCCCAGAGGAGAAGUUGCAGGGCUUUGUAGUUGGGGAUGUGCCAACGUUGUACUACAUACCUGACUUCUUAACCCAUCCCCAACACGACCAACUCCUCGAUCAUAUUUAUCAAGCUCCAGCUUUCAAGUGGAAAACCCUCAAAAACAGGAGAUUGCAAAACUGGGGAGGGGUUGUCCAUGAAAAGGGUCUAUUAGCUCAAGAAUUACCUCCAUGGCUGACAAAUAUUACUCAAAAGAUAUUUGAUGAAUCAAGGAUGUUUCCUUCAGCAAUUAAUCAUGUGCUUAUCAAUGAAUACCAACCUAAUCAAGGAAUAAUGCCUCAUCAAGAUGGUCCUGCUUACUUUCCGGUAGUAGCUAUUGUUUCUCUGGGUUCUCCCGUCGUAAUGGACUUUAGUCCCCAUUUGGGUUUGACAAAUUCUACGAACCAGUCAGGAAACGGAAUGGAGGAUAUAGUUUCUGGUACAGGAGCUCCAGAUCGUAAUCUGCAGAAAACUUACAAGCCCUUCUCCGUUUUAUUGAUGCCCCGGAGCUUACUAAUCUUUAAAGAUAAGGCUUAUUCAGAAUACAUGCAUGGUAUAGAAGAUAUUCCGGUGCAGCGGGGUGAUAGGGUGGUGAAUGUUGGUGAAUUUUUAAAGUAUCAUGGGGCAAAUCAGAUAACAGGUUCAGAGGACUUGUGCGAGGGGACUGAUGUGGAUUUAAAUAGCAUUCGCAGAACUACCAACAGAAUCUCAUUGACCUGUCGAGUAGUUCCAAAGGUUAAUAAAAAGUUGUUCAAGUUUUAAACUGGUCAUAUGUUCUAAAAGGUGUUAAUGCUCGUUAUGUUUCGGGACAUGCUGUGAAAUUAGAGGGAAAUGUUAGUUUGCUAUUGCAGGGAGGUGUAUUUGAUUCGGAUUUUGUGAGCUCUAAACUGAUUAUUGAUGAUUCUUUGAUUUUAAGAUACCUUUAAGUUUUUUAAUGGAGUAUUGAAUUUUAAAAGAUUGUUUA